GUUGUCAUUGAGCUCACGUUGUCGCGUGCGUCAAAUGUGAAUUCUAAUCUCAAAUCUAUGUGGAUCCUAAUAAACGAGUAAAUAAUUUCGGUCACGUUCCAUCGAUUUCCCCGAGUCCCGCCACAAUGGUCGUCUUCUUAAAUAGGAUUAUAUUAAGCUGUUUCACCGGCGCUGAAUGGCGAGUCAAAUGGAGGAUCGUCGAAGAUGUUUUGGUAGGCACGACUACGUGAGCCAGCCGAUGGCAUUGCCGAUGUGCCACCGUGAAGAAGAACAGAGAAGAAGGUGGAAAAAGAAGAAGAGCCAGCAACAGCAACAGCAGCAGCAGCAGCAGCACAGAGCAGAGCAACAGCAGCAUCACCGAUGACGGGACACGGCGCGGAGGAAGACAGUUGACAGUCAGAAGAAAGAAAAAAUUGGCAACGCUUGAAACGUGUCACGACCGUUUUGUCGCUGCCGUCGGAAACGAGAUUUCUACGAGAUUCGACGUGAUCCCGUCGAUUCCAAGCCAACGGAGCGGACGACACUCGUCCUUGCUUACGUUCGUAACACAGGCGGAAACUCGUAUAAAUUCCCUCGCGUAGAACGAAGUAUCGAGGAAUAAUCCUGGAUAAAUGUAGCAAGUUAACCCAUGAAACUUUUCAUAGACUCCCGAAUCAGACAUCAUGUAUCUUCGUACGUAAACUAGCAAAAUUGUGCGACGAAUUUAAAAUUAUCAGCUUAGAAUUCUGGCAAGUUUUACAAUCUCGUAAUAUUUAUGUGAGAAGGAGAUUCUUUAUGUUAUAUUGUCGGAGAGAUCAUCCUCUUUGCCGGCUGCACUAUCAAAGAUCACUCGAAUUGUUCGUCGAAUCAUGACAAUUAGAUAGAAUUAUUUGUAGUGAUUUCGCAGAUUCGAUGCUUGGGUUUACACUCAGGUCUAGGCGUAUAGCUUCAUUGUGUUAAAUGGGCCAACAUAAGCAAACUUCUCGAGACCAGGCACAUGUGGCCAACAAUGGGUCGAGUAGAACUCUGGUGGUUACAUGUGUAACGUAAGAUAAGGACCGGAAACGGAUGCCGCAUAGAAGUAAAGAGACGAAGGUCGUGGCCACAUCACAGCAUGACUUGAUAGAUCCUCAAAGCCUGAGGAGAUUUUCCACUUUAAGGGUACCGAUAAUGAACUUUCUUUUGCCCGCAGACUACAACUCUUUUGUUACGCUGAUGGUGCCGAAUGACCUUGUAAUAAAUUUGUAGCUUCGACAAGUGUCACAAUAAGUAAAU
Acromyrmex echinatior (Panamanian leafcutter ant) is the source of this 1254-nucleotide messenger RNA. RefSeq lists its product as uncharacterized. The record is from RefSeq and is a predicted model, not a curated record. Lineage: Eukaryota; Metazoa; Arthropoda; Insecta; Hymenoptera; Formicidae.